GUGAUUGGCUGUCGGGUUUUGUUUAGUUGAGGGAUCUGCACGUACUCAGUCUUUCCGUUUCUUUCUCUAAAAGGAAUUACAACCACCCGGACCAGCGAGACUACAGAGAACAAUAGCAAAACGUUGAUAUUGACAACGAAAACGCUUGACUUCAAUGGGACAACAGAAGAUAUCACUUGGAUGUAUUUUGUCUGAGGGAUAAGGUUUGAAGCCACUGAAUUUAUAGGAGCAAGACUGGAAGAGGACAGUUAACAUUAUUUGGGAAUAAAAGAGCCAGGAACUUUGGCAGACAUGUGUUAGCGCGGGACAGAUGACGACUGAGAGCUCCCACGAACCACUUGGGUCGACGCCCCUAAUUAGGACCAGUCCAGCGUCCACCGCGCUGCAUCCCGGAGUGAUGAACUCGAUGGGUAGCUCAGAGGACCAUGCCGUAGCGUCCAAGAGCAAAAAGACCACCUCCGGACUGCGACGGCCGGAGAAACCACCGUACUCUUACAUUGCUCUCAUCGUGAUGGCAAUUCAGAGCGCACCAACAAAGCGUCUUACGCUUAGUGAGAUUUACCAGUUCUUGCAAACGCGCUUCCCUUUUUUCCGAGGAUCCUAUCAGGGCUGGAAAAACUCUGUUCGCCACAACUUGUCUCUAAACGAGUGUUUCAUUAAACUACCAAAGGGACUUGGGCGCCCAGGAAAGGGACAUUAUUGGACUAUAGACCCCACCAGUGAGUUCAUGUUUGAAGAAGGGUCAUUUCGGCGAAGACCCCGAGGAUUUCGGAGAAAAUGUCAGGCCAUGAAACCAAUGUACCGAAUGAUGAACGGCCUUGGGUUCGGUUCCGCCAUUUUACCUCAAAGCUUCGACUACCAGCCUCCCACCGGCGCACUUUCGUGCCACAGCAGUGGGUAUAACCUGGACUUGUCUGGUAAUGGGUAUGAGUCAAUAAGCAGUGGCCAUCACAGUCAUAUGUCCCCCAACACCAUACAUGGCUACAUGACCGGCUGUCCAGGCCCGGGCAACGGAGAUUAUGGAGGGGAUAGCAACACUAGUCCAGUCCCAUCUUCUCCGGCCAUAGGGAGCGCGCUUGAGGGCCACUCACCGUAUUCGGAGGGCACGCAACUCUGGGCUUCUUCGAGCUCUCCGUACCUAAAACAAGCGAAUACCAACUCGUGCAAUUCGCCAUCCACAGGACAUCAUCCCGGUAUUUUCACCUACUCUCUGGAGCAGGGGUAUAUACAACAAAAUGCGAGAGACAACACAGACAUGGCAGUGGGUAUAUCUCGCUAUCCGACACAUUCUUCCCCCGUCGGAGAUCGGAAGGACUUCGUGUUGAAUUUUAACGGGAUUUCGUCCUUCCAUCCUUCAGCUGCGGGAUAUUAUCAUCACCAUCAUCAUCAUCACCACCACCAUCAGAGCAUGCACCAAGACGUCAAACCUUGCGUAAUGUAGGGAGUCUGUUGUGGAGCAAGUUGUACAAAGAUAAGCACUUGGGUAACUAAGAUAAAAUAAAUUAAUAAAGCUUACUGAAGAAUUCACAUUUAAUAGUGUAGACACUCAAAUAUUAGCAAAUGUUUUCCAGCAGAAAAAUGCGACACGACGGCGCAUCGAGUAUAAAAUAGUAAACAAAUAAGUGUUCGUUCAUACAAUAAUUUUUGCUGUGCUUUGUGAUUAAAUGUCAACCCAAAAAUCGAAUUUAGCACAUUUCAUCAUAUUUCACGUAAUCUGU
Messenger RNA from Triplophysa dalaica, 1718 nucleotides. RefSeq names its product forkhead box F2b (gene foxf2b). Lineage: Eukaryota; Metazoa; Chordata; Actinopteri; Cypriniformes; Nemacheilidae. The record is from RefSeq and is a predicted model, not a curated record. Gene Ontology annotation, molecular function: RNA polymerase II cis-regulatory region sequence-specific DNA binding; DNA-binding transcription factor activity, RNA polymerase II-specific. Gene Ontology annotation, cellular component: nucleus. The coding region runs from base 311 to 1441 and encodes 376 amino acids. Gene Ontology annotation, biological process: regulation of transcription by RNA polymerase II; animal organ morphogenesis. The transcript has 3 exons.